This is a messenger RNA of Oncorhynchus mykiss (rainbow trout), 2924 nucleotides long. RefSeq names its product cyclic AMP-responsive element-binding protein 5. Gene Ontology annotation, biological process: regulation of DNA-templated transcription. The record is from RefSeq and is a predicted model, not a curated record. Gene Ontology annotation, molecular function: DNA-binding transcription factor activity. Lineage: Eukaryota; Metazoa; Chordata; Actinopteri; Salmoniformes; Salmonidae.
UCAGGAAUCCCACGUGACGUCACCCUAGGGGUGAUGUAAUGCUUCUGCAAAUAGAAUGUAUUGUAAUCCUGCUUCAGUCCAACGUGGUUCCUCUCAACUCAGUGCCGCUUGUCCGCUCCACUUGUUAGGUUUGUAAUAGAGAUGAAUGAUGAACAGGACCGGCCAUAUAGGUGCAGCGCUCCUGGCUGCUCGCAGCGGUUCCAAACAGAAGACCACCUGAUGAUCCACAGACACAAGCAUGAGAUGACCCUCAAGUUCUCCUCCACCAAGGCUGAUCCCCUCGCAGACCAGACCCCAACGCCGACCCGUUUCCUGCGUAACUGUGAGGAGGUGGGUCUCUUCAAUGAGAUCGAACAGGAGUUCCGCCAGGCACAGGAAGAACAGAACAUUAAACAGACUCAGAGUCUCCCUCAGAAUGGAUCAUCAUGUGUGAACCAGCCCCACUCCCAACACCAACCACAGUCCCAUGGUGGUAUGAGGGGUCUAAGCUGCAGCAUGGCUGGACAGCAAGCACUGCCCUCUGCCCAGUCCAACUCAGUCAUCACCCAGGCCCACUCCAUGCUCACACACUCAGGACCUGUCCCUGGGCCCCUCUCCUCCCUACUGCACCUGAGGAACAACAGACAGAGACAGCCCCUGGCCGCCUCCAUGCCUGGCACCCUGCCAGACCCAGCCAUGCAGGGAGCAUCUGCCCAGCACAUGUCUAUGGAAAGACAGAUGUCUAUGGGGUCCAGUAUGAUGAGCAUCCAAGGUCCCGCCCACAACUCUUCCUGCUCUUCACCUCAGAGAGCUAAAACCGUGGGUCACCUCCACCAACACCAACACACACACCCGGGAGCUGUCGCCAACGGCAACAUGGGUCCCACCAUGGCUAACAUGAUGGAGAUGUCACCGCGCCAACGGCACACUCAACUGCAGCAGCAGCAUCAUCAGCACCUGCAGCAGGCUCCGCCCAUCUCCUACCAGCAGCACUGCCACGCCCCUCCACAUCACCUGGGAAAUGCCCACAGCCUGGGCCACCAAUCAGGGAAUGUGCCGCAUCAUCCGGUUCACCAAUCACCUCCCUCGCACCUGCAGGCCAGCCACACCCACCAGACCUCGCCUCACCUGCCCCUCCACUCCAUAGCUGCUCAGUUGUCUCCAGCAGCGCAGCAGAUGCAUUCAUCCCAGCAGACACAUUCCCUGCAUGCAGGCCAGGCGACUGGAGGACGCCGCAGGAGGUCUGUGGACCAGGACCCAGACGAGCGCAGGCAGAAGUUCUUGGAACGCAACCGAGCUGCGGCCACUCGAUGCAGACAGAAGAGGAAGGUCUGGGUGUCUGCUUUGGAGAAGAAAGCAGAGGAGCUGACACACAACAACAUGCAGCUGCAGAACGAGGUGACAACUCUGAGGUCAGAGGUUGGCCAGCUGAAGCAGAUCCUGCUGACCCAUAAAGACUGUCCUGUCUCCGCCCGCCAGAGAGAAUCACAGGGGUACCUCAGUCCAGGGAGUUCGACAGGAAGUCCCUCCCCCCUAUGUCCCGGGUCGCAGCAGCAGGCCAUCCAAUCCAACAGCAUCUCCACCUCCUCAGCUGGAGGGGGCGAUGGAGCGCACAGCAAUUAAAAAUUAAAGCGCGGGUGGGUGCGCAUGUGGUUCGGAACAUAGAGUUGGAUAGAGAGCUUCCAAUAAUGUCCCAGGAGACAAACUCUCUAGUACAUCUCUAUGGUUCAGAAUCAACCCCCCUCCAAUUGAGUACAGGAUGUAGUUACUCCUAAACACUGAGCUAAGGUCAGUUAUGUGUUUCUCCCCUAAUGGUUAAGGUUAGGAUGGGGAAGGGUGAGCUGAUCCUUGAUCUGUGGUUAGAGGCAACUUCCUGGAAUCAGUGAUUAAACCCUAGGUGGGUGCAUCUCAUUAGUCUUAAAUGGCUCCCUCUCCUGGUCUCCUAGCCUCUAUGGACACAUGUAUAGACGAACUGGACUGGUCUCUAUAAGCCUUACAUCUCCGGUAGGUUUGCAAAAUUCUGGUAACUUUCCCAACCGUGAUUUCUGGAAAACCUGUGCAUUUUGGGAAAGUUACCAGUGUUUUUGCAACCCUAGUCUCUGUCUCUCUAACUGUGUGGUCAUAGUCACCUGUGAACUGGAUCGUAUUGUGUCUGGGGGAAUCAGUCGACCAAUGUGUCUCAGUUAGUGGGAAAUCAGACAAGUACUGUGCUAUCUAUUCCAGGACUGCUUCAUGGCUGUGUGUCUGCAAACAUACUUGUUAUCAUAUCACCUUUUUCUUAGUGGCAGUAUUAUUAUUUUUUUUGAAUGCGUCGGAGUUGGGUCUUGUAACUUACACCAUGACUAGGACCAGGAGUUUCUCCAGGAACAACUCUGGGGCUUAAAAAUAGCCUGUUACUAUGGACCAGAGUUUUACCUAGUCAGGUCACUGGGUCAGGUUAAACUCCUGGCUCUAACCAUGACUAAAUAAUGUUACUACAUUGCGUAUGUGUUUGUGUAUGGUUGUAUGUAUAACAUAGGCCUCUCUGAAAUGCAGAACGUGAACGAAAACUAAUACAAAUGUACAUUUUAUACAAAUUUAUAUCAAGUCCUAUGAAUAGGAUGCCCUUGUUUUGUAACAAUGUAAUGCAAAGCCUCUUUUCCCUUUGAAAGUACUACAAUGUUUGUACAUACAUUAAGUUGGGCCCAGAGUUUUCCUUGACCAUGUCACUUGACCAAGAUAACUCCUGGCCCUUUGUUUAACCUCUGUAAAGCACUUACUAGUUUCCUACAGUGUAUUUAUCUUGUAAACUAGGCUCACACAGUACGUUGGCCUAUAACCUGUUACCUGUAUCUAUGUAUCCUUCUGUGUCUGUAUUGUGAUGUGUUUUUUUUUUUGUUUUUUUGUACAGAUAUUGACAAUCGCUAUAAACCUAAUACGAAAAUAAAAGCACUUAUUCUCUGGUA